This is a messenger RNA of Aspergillus calidoustus, 342 nucleotides long. NCBI's taxonomy places the organism in Eukaryota, Fungi, Ascomycota, Eurotiomycetes, Eurotiales, Aspergillaceae. The record is from the annotation of a GenBank genome assembly.
AUGUAUGAAACUGACGUUCAAGAUGAGUCGUACAGGGAGCCCCACCUACAAGACGAAAGCAAAGCCCACUACUUGACCAUCAAAUUCCAUCUUCAUGAGCUCUUGAUAACAAGCGACCGCCUCUGCUCGCUUGUCGGACAGCUAACAUCGCCGGAACCAUGUGCUAUACGGCUACAAAAGCUCGGACCACUGCUUCCUGAUUUGCUUGAGGAAGUCGCAAAGAUCAUUCAGCGGCAGACAGAGUUGACGGUUAUUGUGCAGGACCUGUUACAACAGAUGCCGAGUGGAGCUGAGAAUAGUGGUGGUAGUGCGCCGUUAAAUGUCUUCCUUAGCAAGUUAUAG